AUGGCGUUGUCAUCGCACUGUCUGACCUGAACAAGUACAAGGUUCACAAUGGCACCAUUGACGUCGGCCCAGGAAUGACUUGGUACGACGUCUACUCGGCGCUCGAGCCUUACGGUCGGAUGGCUAUUGGCGGUCGUCUCAAGACAAUCGGUGUCCCGGGACUCACCCUUAUCGGAGGAGUCCACUACUUUACCAACAAAUAUGGCUUCGCCAUGGACAAUGUUGUCAAGUAUGAAGUGGUGCUCGGAAACGGGACGCAAGUCGUGGCGUCUAGGACAUCUCACCCAGAUCUGUUCUGGGCACUGAAAGGAGGGGCCAACAACUAUGGAAUUGUGACCAAGUUUUCACUCAAAACUCAUGAAAUUCCUCGCAUUAGCACGACGAUCCAAGCUUUUUCUGAGUCGGGUAUAUACGACUACAUCCAAGCCGCCUGUGACCUGGCCAAAUUCGAUGAGCCGAAUCCUAUUGCUGCCGGGGGAGUUUUUACCAUCGGCUAUAAUGCAACGACGAACGUCACAUCCGCAUUGGUUAUGGGAGUUCAAGAAGGCAUCAGUAACCCCCCAUCGCAGUUUAAGAAUUUUACUGCCAUUGCCCGGGCCAUUGAAGACCCACAACGUGACCACUGGAAAGGAAUUUGCCGCGAACCUGGAAACCCCAAAUCAGAUGUUCCGGUAAGCCGAAAACCAAUAGCUGUUGGAAACCUGCUAACCAGCUACUAGGGUGAUGUUCUCCCACCAUACUAUGGAGACCCAUCAUGAAAAACUCUAUAAGAUGUAUCGAGCAUGGAGGUUGGCGCUGCGGGACAUCUCGGACGUCAAAGGACUUGUGCCGACUUUCGUGAU
Aspergillus steynii IBT 23096 is the source of this 842-nucleotide messenger RNA. Its product is annotated as FAD-binding oxidoreductase. The transcript has a single exon. Gene Ontology annotation, molecular function: FAD binding. The record is from RefSeq and is a predicted model, not a curated record. Lineage: Eukaryota; Fungi; Ascomycota; Eurotiomycetes; Eurotiales; Aspergillaceae. The coding region runs from base 75 to 719 and encodes 214 amino acids.